This is a messenger RNA of Astyanax mexicanus (Mexican tetra), 864 nucleotides long. Its product is annotated as lysozyme g. The record is from RefSeq and is a predicted model, not a curated record. The coding region runs from base 102 to 656 and encodes 184 amino acids. Gene Ontology annotation, biological process: peptidoglycan catabolic process. Gene Ontology annotation, molecular function: lysozyme activity. The transcript is spliced from 5 exons. NCBI's taxonomy places the organism in Eukaryota, Metazoa, Chordata, Actinopteri, Characiformes, Acestrorhamphidae.
CAAUCCGGAGCGGUUCAGCCCCCCUACCCUCCCUAUAUAAUAAACACACUGCUAAUCUAACGGGAACACACACACACACUUAUCUCCGGCUGCACUGCAUCAUGGCUCUGAAUCUCAACAUCGACCUCGACAAAAUUCCCACCACCGGAGCCGGAUCGGGCACGUCCAAACAGCUCUGGAACAGUUCCUUAACAGGCGUGGAGGCGUCCUGCGCGUUGGCGCAGGAAGACGUAGAGCGGAUGAAGAGUUACAAGAACUCAAUCCUCAGCGUCGGACGAGAUACGGGAAUCGACCCGGCCAUCAUCGCCGCCAUCAUCUCCCGAGAAACCAGAGCCGGACACUUCCUCCAGGCAGACGGGUGGAACAGCGAACACAAGGCGUUCGGGAUCAUGCAGGUGCACAGGGAUAACCAUCCUCGAGGAGGGAAGGACAGUGAGGAGCACAUGGUUCAGGCCGUUGGUCUCCUCAAGAGCUUCAUCCAGAGCAUGAACAGCUCCUGGAGCCCUGAACUCCGAUAUAAAGGAGGAAUCGCAGCGUAUAACUGCGGACCCGGAGACGUCUCCUCUCAGGAAGUGGAUCAGAACACCGAGGGAGGAGAUUACUCCAGCGACGUCGUCGCCCGAGCCCAGUGGUACAAAAAAAUCAACUUCUUCUGAACCAGAACCGCCCUGCUCACGAUCCAGAUCACACUCACUCUGUUCACACUGAAUCUAAUAAAGCUUUCCCUGCAUUCACACUUACUGUCCUUCUCCUAAACAAAUCUUAUAAAACACUGUACCAAUCUAUAUAUACUGUAUUACAGCUGUACAAUCCACACUGUGCUCAUGUGACACAAUAAUUAUUAAUAAACCUACAAUAUUUUAA